AUCGCACUAGCAAAUUACUCACAUCUCCUGACAACCACGACCCUUAUAUAUGUGCUUGUGAUACGAUCGAGGUACCUAUUUGCGUGCAUUUUCGUCCGACCAGGGUUCAAUUCUUCAGGCCUGACGAAUCCGGCCAUAUGGAUCACGAUUAAUUCGGAAUUAAGGAUUCUGUCAGUCAUAAAUCCGCUAAUUAACUUUUCGCGUUUGAUUUUUUGGUCUUAGCUUGGGAGCUUGACAAUAUUGCUGCCUGGUUUGAGAUCUCACUUUUUGGCCAAUUGUUCUUUACAUCAUUCGAUCGGGUGGAGUGAGGAGAAGUCCCUGACUGUCGAUACUGACCUUAAUUUUACAUCUUCUUUCUCUGUGAAGCUACUGUGUUACCUUGAGUUACCGGCGCAGGCAUCGUUGAUUGUUCGCGAUUGAGGCUGUGAGUCCAUCUGAUACUCUGGAUCUACGGAAACUAUCUACAUAAUGUCUGCGGCUCGAUUCUUAGAUUCCGGGGGUCCGCCUCGGAAGAAGAUGCGAAAAGGGACCAAGAGCUGUACUGAAUGCCGUCGACGAAAGAUUCGCUGCACAUACGACUCAGAUCGGCCUAAUAUAUGUAAUGAAUGUCACUCGAGGGGUUUUGAAUGCAUCGACCAAGAACAUGGAACCCUGGAUCCCAAGGUUACAGGCCUCUUAUCCGGAGAACAAUCCUACAGUCUGCGUGAGCGAGUUACGCAAUUGGAGAAUGUGGUCAGAGAUAUCUUACAACAAAUGGAACAUACCACUCCGUCGUCAGCCUCUGCGUCUCCGGCUCAGUAUGAUUACCUCAAAAGCACAAAUCAGAAGAGUAAAUCAUAUGCAUAUGAAGGGGACUCCGUUAGCAAAUCCGCUGAGAAUGCAUCCUUAGUAUCUGGGCAGGAAAUGACCGUCACAGUUGCAUGCGAAACAGUCAAGGACGCACCAAUCACAGAAAGUCAUCAGAUCGAAAACGCCCCCGUACUCCAGAUCUUAAAUAAUAACGUUGUAUCCCGCACCGAGGGAACCGCAACACGCAAUCAGAAUGUCGCCGCUACACUGGCCAUAUCACCAAAGGCAAUUGCAGCGCGGAACGAACUCGUCAAAUUGAUUCCACCUCGGGGGGACCUCCGUCGCAUUCGAGAUUUGGCAGCGAAUUGGUGGUCUGUAUGGCAUUACAUGUUCCCCGAAGUUCCCGAACCGGAUCGGUCAACUCUCAUGGGCGAACGGGACUAUUUCGAAAUACCGAAAUCUCCCGGUGAAGUAGCAAAGUUCUUACUUUGUCACUUGAUGUGUAUUGACCAGCUUCCUGCCGAUUUUGAUUAUAACUCUCUCGAGAGGCCUAUCGUUCCGAAUGAAUACGGCGAUGAUUGUGUGAACGCUAUCGACCGCUUGAUUAUCAAUGACGAAGAUUUGUGUGGCACCCUCCCCAGUCUUGAAGCGAUAUUACUUCUAUCAAAAUGGUAUACCAGUCUGGGGCGCCCCCGAAAAGCGUGGCUUAUGACGAGACGUGGGAUUGAAUUAGCACAGCUGGCGGGCUUGCACAUAUCCACUGCCAGAGAUCCUCAUCCAGAGGACACACUUUACAAUCGGCGUCUUAAGCUGUGGACAAUGCUCGGCUUGAAUGAUCGAUUUCUCUGCUUGAUUUUAGGUCUACCGUAUGGCAUCCAGGAAAAUAUCUAUCGUCCACAGGUGGAGCGACGACUGAGGACGGAGUCUCCCAACAUGGAAAGCUAUUGCCUCCAACUCUCACUCAUCAUGGGUCCAAUAAUUGAUCGGAAUCAACAAGAUCCGGCAAAUAUGUCGAUUGCAGAGACCUUAAAAGUGGAACAAGAAAUGGAGACCCAGGCACGAUCCAUGCCCGACCACUUUUGGCAGGAGCAACCUCCCCGUCACAAAAUGUCUACUGAUGAAGCAGUUGAGCGUGUAAUGCUUCCCUUCAUGUUCCACUAUAUGCGGGCGACGCUACAUUUACCGUUCAUGCUGCAAUCCCACGGCAACCGUUCGUAUCGAUUUAGCCAACAAGCCGCGUUGGAAUCGUCUCGGAACGCGAUGCGCGCGUAUAAUAGAUUGCGUUCUGAGGGUAUGAUGAGCCCAUAUGUAUGCCGCUUGAUCGACUUUCAGGCCUUUUCAGUGGCCAUGCUCUUGAUCAUCAAUCUUAUAGGAUACUCAGAAGACUCGCCCAAUCAUAGUCCCGAACAAGACGAAAAGGACUGGGCACUGGUAGACGAAACUACAGAAGUCAUUCGUCACGCAGCCGCUGAGCCUGCAGGCACUGUCGCCCGACAAUCAUUACUCAUCCUUGAAGGAAUCAGCAGUAAUGUGGAUAAAGAAUGCCCAUCAUCCGCAUCUUGCAAAAUCUCUGUUCCAUAUUUUGGUAGCGUUACAGUGACACCAGGUAAAAAGGCAUGCAAAACAAGACCUGAGCGCCCAUCCACAACUCAACAACAGCAACCUACGCCAACCAACAGCAGCGUUUACAGUCAAAACUGCCAUUAUUCCUCCUCUGUCAAGGGUUCCACGUCGGAACAGCCAAGUCCCUUCCAACUCUACACUCCACCUCAUACAAACAUCGAUUUCAGUAACGUCUCUGUCUCCAUCUGCUCAGACCAGCAACAACAACACCAUACUCAACAAUCCCAGUCCCAACAACAAAGCCUAGAAACAACCCCAUCAUACUGGGAUGAUUCCUCACGCGUCCAACUAGAGAGUCUUCUCACAUUACCAAACGCAGGCAUGAUGCCGAAUGCGAACAUAAUGAUGAAUGAGCCAAACACGGCGUAUAUGAAUGGGUUUAUGAGCGGUCUUGAGAAUGAGAAUGUAGCUCUGUGGCCGAAUAUGAAUUUGGAUCUGGAUUUGGACCAGGGUUGGAAUUUUGAUUGGUCUAAUGCGGAUAUUAUUCAAUAGAUCCCAAUAUAAAAUUAGAGGGUUACGGUAAGGUUGGUUGGAUCAUGGGAGUAUUAUGUACUAUUAAUUGAAUAUACCAUAUGGGAAGGCGUUGGUUGGUUGUUUUCUUUUCUUGUGUAUUUGGGCUGGGAGGAUGCCCAGAUGGGAUUUAUGCAGUGAUACCACUCUACUCUAUUCAUCCUGUACAGACACAGCUGACCGAACCUUGGUACAGUAAAGCCUGGUUAUAACAAACUGCAGGCCUCUCGGGGUCCAAGUCAAUAUAUCCGGAAGUGAGUUCGAUUUAGGGAUGAAGGGCACCUUCCAUAUACUUCUCUAGUCUAAUGUUCGUAAAUAGGAUGCUCUUCAGUCCCAUGUUAAAGUAA
Messenger RNA from Talaromyces stipitatus ATCC 10500, 3269 nucleotides. Its product is annotated as C6 finger domain protein, putative. Lineage: Eukaryota; Fungi; Ascomycota; Eurotiomycetes; Eurotiales; Trichocomaceae. The record is from RefSeq and is a predicted model, not a curated record. Gene Ontology annotation, molecular function: DNA-binding transcription factor activity, RNA polymerase II-specific; zinc ion binding. The transcript is spliced from 2 exons. Bases 469 to 2904 code for a protein of 811 amino acids. Gene Ontology annotation, biological process: regulation of DNA-templated transcription.